Messenger RNA from Rhizophagus irregularis DAOM 181602=DAOM 197198, 3030 nucleotides. The record is from RefSeq and is a predicted model, not a curated record. Lineage: Eukaryota; Fungi; Glomeromycota; Glomeromycetes; Glomerales; Glomeraceae.
CAACUAUGUAAAUCUUAUUCAUAUACUACUUUGAAUAUCACUUGGAAAGAAUCAUUAUUACUGCAAUAGGAGGAAACUUGAAAAACAAAGAUCAAAUAUGCGUGGAAAAAAAUUUUCAUAAAAAAAAAUAUAUUUAUAUGAAUACUAAAUAUAAGAUCCACCUAUUCAAUUUUCUUUUUUCUUUACCUCAAAAAAUUAUAAAACAAAAAAAAAAAAAAUGAUUGACGAAGUGAAAGACAACCCUGAAACUAGGACUUCAAUAGAUUAUGAGCAAGAAGUCAUAGUUGUUAAAAGUUGUGUUAAAGAUGUUGAUAAUACUUUUAAUGAAACAAUCACUAGUUACGAAAAUGCAAGAUCGAUUAAAAGCAAAAAAAUAUCGAGUAGAAACAUAAUAAGUUCUGGUAGUGGUAUCACCCUUUAUGAAAAAAAGAAAGAUUAUCAAAUCGAAAUUUGUCAAGAUGGAAAAUUUGUCGCUACAUUCGAUACAGCAAACCUUCGCAUUAGAAUAUUGAAGAACACUGAUCGUCGUCCACUUAAGAACAAUGAUCAUAACGAAUCCGAUGAAAUUAACGAAACGAUUGUACAUUUUGAAAUAAAAGAUGAUUUUACUAUUUGUAAAUUUUUUAAUGAGGGCAACGAUGAGGUCAACAACCAAGAAGAAGAUGAAAUAAUUAAUUUUAAUAAUAACGCCAUUGAUUCUUCAAAUAGUGACGAAUAUAAUGAAACCAGAUUGAGCGAUAGAUGGUCUUUUGAUAUAUCUAAUGUAUGCAGGAAGAAUGAUAAUAAAUACUUCAUUUUUGUUGCCGUAUCUAAUAUAGAUGAUGAGGAUAUGAAGAGUAAAACAGAAGGAAGAAAGAAAAGAAAAGGAACUACCACCGUCUACCGCGUUGAACUAAAAAUUGAUAAAGGAAAUUAUGUUUUUAAUAAAGAUACUAAGACUAUUGUCUAUCAUAUUUAUGGCGUUUCAGGAUUAUGUAGAUUUGUAGAAGUAUCCAAAAACAACGAAAAUACAGAAGUUUCUAAUUUAAAGAGUGAAAAUAAAUAUUUUGCGUUAAGAAGAUUCAUAAUAUUGAACUUUGAUGGUAUACACAGUUUUAAUUGUAAAGAUGAUUUUAAUUUUUAUAAGAAACUUAAUUAUCCGAAACGUGUCAGAGAUGAAUUAGAUUUGUCAAAAACAUUUGAUUGUAUGAACCCACUUCGUUCGUGUAUUUAUGAUAAAUAUUUUUUGGUUGAACACUAUAAAGAUAGUGUACAAUUACUUGAAGUUUACGAUCUAGCAAAAAUGAAAUUAGAAACAAUUACGAAAAGAAUAGAAAAUAGUCAUUAUAAAUUUGCAAGAAAAUAUAACAGAAAUAAUUUUUCGAUAAGCGAGAACAAAUUACAUCUCUGCUUUACACGGGGACUUCAAUCUGUAAAGAUGUAUUUUAUGGAAAACGGUUUGGAGGCCAUAUCAAAGAAAUUCGAUGAGAUUGAAAAAAUUCACUUAAUAGAAUUCAUUGAAAGAGAUAGGAAACUACUUGUAAUAGGUAACAGCGCCUCAGAAGAGAAAAAAUUGAAGCUUAUAAUCUGGAACAUGUACAAUGUUGGAGAAAUUGAAACAAUGAUGGAAUUAGAUGAUUUUCUUACGAUAGAUAAUUUAGGUACUCGUUUAGCCAGAACUUCGGGAAAUCUUUUACAAGUUGAUAAUGAAGGAAAUGUUAAAUCUAUUCUUAAAAGGCUUGACAAAUUAUUAAAACAACAACAAGAAACAGAAGACAAUAAAGGAUUAAGUGAUUUAGAUAUAAAACGAUUAAAAGUUAUAGAGCCUAAUGAAAGACUUAUUGUACAUUAUAAUGAAAACAUAAAUCCAAAUUUCAAACCAACAUUCAUUAUGAAAGAACCAUGGGUAUUGAGUGAUUAUGAAAGAAAUUCAUUUUGUCUUUAUCAGAAUAAAAAUGGAUCAGAGAUAGAAACUUUACAACUUAUAGUUGGUAGAUCUACUAUUCAAGUUUGGCAUCAAAUCAAUUUUGACGAUAAAAAUAAAAGCAAGGACAAACUUCCUAACAAAGGAGAACCAUUUCUUGAAUAUAUAUGGACAAAUGGUAUUCCGGUAAAUCAAGAAAGUGAAAAAACAAGAUUACAGAUUGAAAAAUUUGAAUAUGAAUCGAAUGAUGAUAAAUUAAAUGAUUUUAAAUUAACCGAUUUUUGCUUGAAAGUUUAUUGGUACGAAGGAGUUUCAAAGGACGUGAGUGAAGAUGAACUCGGAAUAAAAAAAGAUGAUGAUCAUAUUGAAAUUAAUAAAAUGGAAAAGGAAAAGGACGAAGAACCAAGAAUGGAAAGUAAAAAAGAUAGAGAAGCGAUAAUCGAAAUGGGAAAGGAUGGAAAAAAUCAAGUGGAAAGAAAGGUAAAAGAAAUUCGACGGCAAGAUAUUAUUGAAAAAGUUAAUGCAGUUAGACAUGCAUGUAAAGCAUUGGAAUUUAUCAAUAAACGUACGAAAUUUCUUGUAAAUUACACCAAAAAACAUAUCUGUGAGGAAAUGGUUGCAUAUAUUAAUCGUAUAAUAUGGAGAUUUAUCAAGUACAAGCCUGACGACUUUAAAUUGCUAGAUGUCCGACAUAAUGUUAUGAAAAAUUUGAUUCUUGGUGAUUGUGAUCAUUUGAUAAAAUUUAUAUUAUUUGGAAAUGAUGAUAACGAUAAAAAAGCCAAUAAAUUACAUAUACCGAGAAAAACAUUUUGGAAAAAAAAGAAGACUAUAAAUGACGAUACUGAAAAGUAUGAAAUAACGAAUGUUAUGGAAUUAGCGAUCUAUCAUUGCAAAGGUAAAUUUUAAUUAAUUAAUUUUAAUUAUUAUAUAUAUCAAAGAACAGAUUGUUUAACUUUUUUAAUAAUAUAGGUCGUGAAAUUAAAGAUACCAUUAUUGUUGCUUAUCUUUUAGAAUAUUAUACUAGACACGCAAUAGACUAUGUAGGUUGGAUGAGUACCGUUUCUAAGGCGCUUCCUCUAUUAUUUAAAUAUAAUUAUGGUUCGUUAUUUUUUUAGUUGAUCUAUUUU